AUGUGCAACAUGAUGAUGGGGCAGGGACAUAGUAGUUCUAAUGACGUAUGUGCUAUUUGUGGUAAUGUUGGCCAUACUACUAAUGUUUGUCCUUCAGGUAAAAAGAAAAAGGGGCAGCAAUCAAGUGCGCCCAUGCAGAAUGAGGAGAUUGAAGAUCCAUAUGUGCCACCGAAGCCUUAUGUUUCACCUGUGCCUUUUCUGGGUCACUUGAUUAAAAGCAAAUGGGAUAAGUCAUUUUCUGAUAUAUAUGACAUUUUUUCUAAGGUUAACGUGAACUUACCCUUGCUUGAUAUGAUUAGGAACAUGCCAGCUUACCUGAAAUUCUUCAAGGAGUUGAACACCUGCAAGUGUAAGUAUGAGCCGCACAAGAAAGUGAUGAUUUCAGAGACUGGGGAGACUAAAGAUAAACAGGAGUUGGCUUUGAUAGCAGGGGAUGGUGAGUUGAGUGAUAAUAAGGCUAGGGAGUAUGUGGCAGAGUUGGAUAGUGAGAUUAGGGACAUGUCUGAUGAGGAAUUGAGGAUGGCGAUUAAACAUGUCAAUGUCAAGUUAGUUUCUUCGAUUAAAUCCCCACUUAAGCUUAAUUUAAAACCUUUACCACCUCCCCUUAAGUAUGCUUACUUAGGAAAAGAUCAAACCCUCCUUGUGAUUAUAGCUUUAGACCUAACCAUAUCGGAGAAGGAGAAAUUGCUUAGGGCGUUGAGUGGUCAUCAGGCAGCCAUAGGUUGGACAAUAGCAGACAUCAAGGGAAUUAGCCCCACUAUGUGCAUGCAUAAAGUGUUGUUGGAGGAAGAUUCCAAACCAACUAGUGAAGUUCAAAGGAGGUUGAAUUCGCAUUUGCAAGAGGUGGUGGGAGUUAAGGUGUUGAAACUACUUGAUGUUGGGAUCAUUUAUCUUAUUUUAGACAGCAAGUGGGUGAGUCCAGUUCAUGUGGUACUAGAGAAGUUGGGCAUUACUAUGGUAAGAAAUUCUGAUGAUGGUUUAGUGCUGACUAGCAUGAUAAUAGGAUGGCGAUUUUGCAUUGAUUACAGGAAGUUGAAUGCUACAACUAAAAAGGAUCAUUUUCCUCUUCCUUUUAUUGAUCAAAUGUUAGAAAAAUUGGCUGGUUAUUCUUAUUAUUGUUUCCUUGAUGGUUUUUUAGGUUAUAAUAAGAUUCUUAUCGCUCUAGAGGAUCAAGAGAAGACGACAUUCACAUUUCUAUUUGGAACCUUUGCAUAUAGGAGGAUGCCCUUCAGAUUGUGCAAAUGCUCCAUCCACGUUUCAAAGAUGUAUGAUGUCCAUUUUUUCUGA
This is a messenger RNA of Pistacia vera, 1287 nucleotides long. RefSeq lists its product as uncharacterized. The transcript has 3 exons. Bases 1 to 1287 code for a protein of 428 amino acids. Gene Ontology annotation, molecular function: zinc ion binding; nucleic acid binding. The record is from RefSeq and is a predicted model, not a curated record. Lineage: Eukaryota; Viridiplantae; Streptophyta; Magnoliopsida; Sapindales; Anacardiaceae.